Apis cerana (Asiatic honeybee) is the source of this 740-nucleotide messenger RNA. RefSeq lists its product as uncharacterized. Lineage: Eukaryota; Metazoa; Arthropoda; Insecta; Hymenoptera; Apidae. The record is from RefSeq and is a predicted model, not a curated record.
AAUAGAUAAUUGUUGUAAUUAAGUUUGUACAUAAUAACUAUUCUUAAGAAUUUUGUUUUAUUGUAAAUGAUAAAAUGUCAAAUACAAAAGAAUUUUUUCUUUCGGUUACACAACGUAUUUUUAGUAACUGGACUGCAUUAAAAAUGGCAGUGGAACAUGGAAUGGGUAUAAAGGAAAGAGCAAUAGAUUUCUGUCCAUAUAUGACAGAGGUUAUGUAUAUGAAUGAGGGUCUGAAUACCAAUGAAAUUGCUAAUGAAUUGGAAGAUUACAUGGAUGAGCAUUUUAACACAGAACUUCAAGAUAACAGUGCAAUGCAAGUAGCAGAAGAAUUGUUAAGAUUUUAUCAUUAUUGUAUUGAAAAUAAUGAAAAUUUAGCAAUGGUAGAACUUGAAAAGUUACCACCAUUGCAAUCAUGGAUUAUAACAAAUGAACCUAUAAAAAAAAUUCAAAAUUCUUGUACUAUAGAAAAUGAUAGUUCUGAAAAUGAAGAAGAAACAUCUGUUUGUAUGAAAGUUGCAGAUGAAUGGACAGAAGUAAAAACUAGACGAAAAAGAUAACUAGUAUUUGAUAUUUUAAAAGUACAUGUGCAUUUUGUAAUUGCAAUGUAUUCUAGAAUUUUGUAACCAAUUACUUAUCUAAGCAGUCUUUGGAACAUUGUCAAAUUUAUUUGGCAGUUUCAGUUAUUAUUUCUAAAGAAAUAAAAAAAAUACAUAAAAUAUUAAUAAAUAUUUUAUAAAUGA